Molecule: messenger RNA, 2137 nt
Organism: Lemur catta (Ring-tailed lemur)
Lineage: Eukaryota; Metazoa; Chordata; Mammalia; Primates; Lemuridae
Gene: GAL3ST3
Product: galactose-3-O-sulfotransferase 3
Exons: 3
Coding region: 277-1572 (431 amino acids)
Biological process (GO): glycolipid biosynthetic process
Cellular component (GO): membrane
Molecular function (GO): galactosylceramide sulfotransferase activity
Source: RefSeq, a predicted model, not a curated record
AGCGGACGCCGCCACCUGAUCCCAUCCAGGCGCAGCGAGGAGCCGCCGGCACUUGGCGCGCAGGGCCUCCAGCGCCCUCGGACCAGGUGCGGAUUUCGGCACUAGGGGCGAAAGGCAGCAGCGGCCGCCCGCACCCGGGCUGGAGGCAGAGCCCGCGCGUGGGGAGCUUCUCAGGAACACUGGCCCUGCUACCAGAGCCGCAGGAGCCCCCAUGAGUGCCUGCAAAGGGAGUCCUGGAUAGCAAGUCCCUGGCUUGUCCAGGGUGGACAUUCCACCAUGCCAGCCAUCGUACAGCGCCUGCAGCAGGCCACCAAGAUGAUGAGCCGCAGGAAAGUCCUGCUGCUGGUGCUGGGGUGCAGCACUGUGAGCCUCCUUGUCCACCAGGGGGCGCAGCUCAGCUGGUACCCCAAGCUGUUCCCCCUGAGCUGCCCGCCUCUGCGGGACUCGCCGCUGCGCCCCAAGCACACGACCGUGGCCUUCCUGAAGACGCACAAGACGGCCGGCACGACGGUGCAGAACAUCCUGUUCCGCUUCGCCGAGCGCCACAACCUGACGGUGGCCCUGCCGCACCCGAGCUGCGAGCACCAGUUCUGCUACCCGCGCAACUUCUCGGCGCACUUCGUGCACCCGGCCACGCGGCCGCCGCACGUGCUGGCCAGCCACCUGCGCUUCGACCGCGACGAGCUCGCGCGCCUCAUGCCGCCCGGCACGGUCUACGUCACCAUCCUGCGCGAGCCGGCCGCCAUGUUCGAGUCGCUCUUCAGCUACUACAACCAGUACUGCCCGGCCUUCCGGCGCGUGCCCAACGCGUCGCUCGCCGCCUUCCUGCGCGCGCCCGAGGCCUACUACCGCGCGGGCGAGCACUUCGCCAUGUUCGCGCACAACACGCUGGCCUACGACCUGGGCGGCGACAACGAGCGCAGCCCGCGCGACGACGCCGCCUACCUGGCGCGCCUCAUACGCCAGGUGGAGGAGGUGUUCUCGCUCGUCAUGAUCGCCGAGUACUUCGACGAGUCGCUCGUGCUGCUGCGGCGCCUGCUGGCCUGGGACCUGGACGACGUGCUCUACGCCAAGCUCAACGCGCGCGCCGCCAGCUCGCGCCUGGCCGCCAUCCCCGCGGCGCUGGCGCGGGCGGCGCGCGCGUGGAACGCCCUGGACGCCGGGCUCUACGACCACUUCAACGCCACCUUCUGGCGGCGCGUGGCGCGCGCCGGCCGCGCGUGCGUGGAGCGCGAGGCGCGCGAGCUGCGCGAGGCCCGCCAGCGCCUGCUGCGCCGCUGCUUCGGCGACGAGCCCGCGCUGCGGCCGGCCGCGCAGAUCCGCACCAAGCAGCUGCAGCCGUGGCAGCCCAGCCGCAAGGUGGACAUCAUGGGCUACGACCUGCCCAGCGGCGGCGCCGGCCCGGCCACCGAGGCCUGCCUCAAGCUGGCCAUGCCCGAGGUGCAGUACUCCAACUACCUGCUGCGCAAGCAGAAGCGCCGCGGCGGCGCGCGGGCCCGGCCCGAGCCGGUCCUGGACAACCCCCCGCCGCGGCCCAUCCGAGCGCUGCCCCGCAGCCCCCAGGGCCCCUGAGCGCGGCCGGCCUCCAGGAGCCCAGGGCCUGCCCUGCCCGCCAGGAGUCGGCCUGGGGUUGCCUCCAAGGCCCCCCCCCCCCCCGUCAGGGCCCUGUCUUUCCAAGGGGAUUGAUUGAGCCCCAUGUUGAACUUUGGGGUGUCUCUGAGCCCACCUUCCUAUCAUGGGCUGAGCCCCGUCGUCGGGGAUGGCGCUGAUAGGCUGGAUCGAGCCCUGGGCCACCCUCUCCUUCCCAAGUGAUUGGUGACUUUGACAAAAGGCCUGAGGGCCGUCCAGAACUGCCCCCCUGCCUUUUUCUGGGGGCUGAGCCCCACACGUGUCUUUUGCAAGUGGGAAAAGCCCAGGCCCCAGAGACAGGCUGAGCCCCGAGGAGAGGCUGCUCUUCCUGUCUGCUGUGCGGGGCUCUUGCUCUCCUCCCAGGGCUUCAGAGGCCCCUGUACUGUGUCUUCCAGGUUCUGCCCUCCCCACAGACCUAAGCUGCUCCCAGACUCCCAGAACCCAGAGUUCUUGGGUUGGGUUUUUUGUUUGUUUGGUUUUUCUGUUUUUUAAUAAAACAUCUUUAAAA